Molecule: messenger RNA, 696 nt
Organism: Mesorhabditis spiculigera
Lineage: Eukaryota; Metazoa; Nematoda; Chromadorea; Rhabditida; Rhabditidae
Source: the annotation of a GenBank genome assembly
AUGUCCGAUCGUGACUGCCGCAUCUACGUGGGCAACCUGCCGGCCGACGUGCGCGAGCGGGACAUCGAGGACGUCUUCGGAAAAUAUGGCCGCAUCCGCGCCACUGAUAUCAAGAACGGCAGAGGGCCCGCGUUUGCCUUCAUCGACUUUGAGGAUGCCAGAGAUGCCGAGGACGCGGUCCGCGGACGUGAUGGCUACGAUUUUGAUGGAUACCGAUUGAGAGUCGAAUUCCCGCGCGGAGUUGGUCCGCGUGGCGUCGGGGGCAGACCGAUGCGCGAUGGUGGAAGCUCGCGCGGAGCUCCUCCGCCACGACGUUCCGGAUACCGCGUCAAAAUCACUGGUCUGCCUCCCACUGGCUCUUGGCAAGACCUCAAGGACCACAUGCGCGAGGCGGGAGACGUCUGCUACGCCGACGCGAAUGGCGAUGGAAGCGGAGUUGUGGAGUUUUCGCGCUACGAGGACAUGCGCAGGGCCAUCAAGAAGCUGGACGACACGAAAUUCCGAUCCCACGAGGGCGAGACGGCUUAUAUUCGAGUGGAGGAGGAGAGCGGCGGCGGCCGGGGAGGACGGUCGCGCUCUCGUUCUCCACCUGCACGUCGAGGUGGCAGGAAUUCGCCGAAGUACUCUCCACGUCGCUCGAGGUCCCGCUCCCGCUCGCCAAAGUCUCGCUCGGUCUCCCGCUCCAGGUCCCGUUCG